Molecule: messenger RNA, 2089 nt
Organism: Argentina anserina (silverweed cinquefoil)
Lineage: Eukaryota; Viridiplantae; Streptophyta; Magnoliopsida; Rosales; Rosaceae
Product: probable inactive receptor kinase At2g26730
Exons: 2
Coding region: 47-1981 (644 amino acids)
Biological process (GO): protein phosphorylation
Molecular function (GO): protein kinase activity; ATP binding; protein binding
Source: RefSeq, a predicted model, not a curated record
UUCCUUUUGUUUUGCUGUUCCAAGUUACAGUUCUUCAAACCCCCUCAUGAAAAGGAAUGCAAACCAGAGAGCCAUUGUUCACAAUACUCAACUUGUGCAUCGAAAAAUGAGUCGUAUCCCAUUUUGGGAACUUUUUAUUGUGAUUUUUCUCAUCUUUCGUGUUGCAAAUUCAGAAGAAAAUGAGGUGAAGCAAGCCCUAGUGCAGUUCAUGCAGAAACUGUCACCAGAAAAUGCAACAAGAGAUGGCCAAUGGGGUUGGAACAUGAGCACAGAUCCUUGCACAAGCAACUGGACUGGCGUGGAAUGCAACAAAAAGGGUCUUGUGAGGAAGAUAAAACUCGAAAAGGCCAACCUCACCGGAGUUCUUGAUGCGAGUUCUCUUCGUGUUACAAAGACUCUUGUUGUUUUGAGUCUUAAAGACAACAAUAUUACUGGUCUGCUCUCAGAAGACAUUGCACUUUGCAAAGAUUUAACUCACUUGUAUUUGAGUGGGAAUCAUUUCUCUGGGGUCCUUCCUGAAUCUCUCUCUCAGUUGAGCAAUCUGAAAAGAUUUGAUAUAUCCAACAAUAACUUCAAUGGUGAGCUUCCUGAUAUGCAAAAGAUUUCGGGCUUGUUAUCUUUUCUUGUUCAAAACAAUCAACUCGAGGGUUCAAUUCCGGAGUUUGAUUUCUCUAAUCUUAAGGAGUUCAAUGUCUCCAACAACUUGUUCAGUGGUCCGAUCCCUGAUGUCAAAGGCCAUUUCAAUGCAAGCAGCUUUGCAGGUGAUCCUAACCUGUGUGGGGAACCACUCACUACUUCCUGCCCACCAGUUCCAAUGAAGUCAAAGAAGUCUUCAUCCCAAAAGGUUCUUAUCUUCUCAGGCUAUGUAAUACUUGGCCUAGUUGUGGUGUUGUUUUUGGUAUAUAAGUUUUUCAAUAGAGGAAAAUCAUGUGAAGAAAAAAAACAAAACCCUAAUAAGGAGGCCGAGUCACUUGAGACUCCUAGCAGUAUACCUAGUACUACUACUACUAGUAACUACAAGGCCGGUGGGGGAAAUCAGACAUCAGAGUUUUCCUUGACAUCUGUUGAAUCUGGAAUUGCUGCGCCGCUUGUGGUUUUCACCAGUCCAUUGUUGAUGGGAUUGACUUUUGAGCAGUUGCUCCGAGCUCCAGCUGACCUGCUUGGGAAAGGAAAAAAUGGGAGCCUCUACAAAGUCUUGCUUGAUGGAGGGGUUAACUUGGUUGUGAAGAGAAUCAGAAAUUGUGGGAUGUCGAGCGAUGACUUCAAGACUAGGAUGAUGAAAAUUGACCGAGUGAAGUGUCACAAUGUGUUACCUACAAUUGCAUUUUAUUGUUCAAGGCAAGAGAAGCUCUUGGUCUAUGAAUAUCAACCAAAUGGAAAUCUGUUUAAUCUUCUUCAUAGAUCUCCAAAAGGCCAAAUCUUUGACUGGGGAAGCAGAUUGAAUGUUGCAGAUAGCAUUGCUGAGGCACUCGCCUUCAUGCACGGAGAGCUAAAUGAAGAUGGUAUUGCUCAUGGUAACCUAAAGUCCAUGAACAUUUUGUUCAACAUGGCCAUGGAACCUUGCAUCAGUGAAUAUGGAAUAAUGAUGGCUGAAACUCAAGAACAGUCGGUCUUUUCUUCCAAUAAUGAAAUCCGAAAUGACAAUGCUACAAAAGGCCAUCCAUAUGGCACAUUCAAUGGUGAUGUUUAUGCUUUUGGGGUGAUUCUUCUUGAGCUUCUAACAGGGAAGAUGGUCCAGAAGAACGGUUUUGAUUUGCCUAGCUGGGUGAACUCCAUGAUCAAAGAGGAAUGGACUGUUGAGGUUUUCGACAGGGCUUUGAUAUUGGAAGGUUCAAGCGAGGAAAGGAUGGUGAGCUUGUUGCAGGUAGCAUUGAAAUGCAUAAACUCUUCUCCAACUGAUAGGCCAGCUAUGGAUCAAGUUUCCUUGAUGAUCAAGUCGAUAAAAGAGGAUGAGGAGAGCUCUGUAACAUUUGAUCCAUGAAGAAAAGCUCAGAAGUUGUGCCUCUUGUUGUAUUUAAUUUGAUUUCAAAUCAUUCGGGUUGUACAGAAUUUCCUUCUGCAUACACCAUAUAUGUGGUUUGUACUUUCA